Hemiscyllium ocellatum (epaulette shark) is the source of this 3556-nucleotide messenger RNA. It is a transcript of the gene csdc2a, whose product is annotated as cold shock domain containing C2, RNA binding a. Gene Ontology annotation, cellular component: cytoplasm. The record is from RefSeq and is a predicted model, not a curated record. Gene Ontology annotation, biological process: regulation of mRNA stability. NCBI's taxonomy places the organism in Eukaryota, Metazoa, Chordata, Chondrichthyes, Orectolobiformes, Hemiscylliidae. Gene Ontology annotation, molecular function: mRNA 3'-UTR binding. Bases 124 to 585 code for a protein of 153 amino acids. The transcript has 4 exons.
GAGAGAAUGAAGGUUUAAUCAGCCCCACGACUGCGGAGCAAUACAGCCUUCCACCUAAAGGAGAUCAGGAGACAGUCUCUGAGAUUUCUGUUUGCAAAGACAGGAAUCCUCACGAAAAGCAUCAUGUCAUCGGAACAGGGGGAGAUGUCACCUUCACAGCCGCCUCACUCCCUCAAAUCAUCAGUGUCCCCGCCUCUAUCAUAUCUCCGAGACAACAUCAAAACAUGGGAACGAAACAGCUCUCUACUGGCGGAUCUGCCCAGUCCCCUCCCUACUAAACGUACCCGCACCUACUCUGCCUCAGCUCGGGCCAAUCUUGGGCCCCUUUCAAAGGGGAAAUGCAAGUGUUUCUCCAGGUCGCAGGGUCAUGGCUUCAUUACACCCAUGGAUGGGAAAGAGGACAUCUUUGUGCACAUCUCUGACAUCGAGGGGGAGUACGUGCCGGUGGAAGGUGACGAGGUCACGUACAAGGUCUGCGCCGUCCCGCCGAAGAAUCUGAAGUACCAAGCAGUCGAGGUGGUGAUCACCCACCUGGCACCCGGCACCAAGCACGAGACCUGGUCCGGGCAGAUCGUUAACUCCUGAGGGAGGCCAGGCCUUGUGGGCUCGGGGCCUUGUCAAAGGGGCCUUUGAAAUGAAGCAAAACAUUCAACGACAGUAAUUGUGGGGAAGAUUAUGUGAUUUGUGAGCUGUGUGUUGUUAUUUAACGGUUUAGGAUUUUAAAAAAAAGAAUUACAUACAAAAUGGAACGGAGUUCCUACAGGCUGGGGAAAGGGGUAUGAUUGUGGCUCUUUGUUUUUUAUCUUUAUUUAUUUUCGCUAAAAUUCACUCACACUGUUGACCGUGAAAUAUUUCUGCUUCAUUACAGCGUCUGGAUCAGAUUAUUCCUCUAGGGGCAUGUUCAGUGGGAGAUGGUAGUGUAACGAUAAUGUUGCUGGCCUAGCAAUCUGAAGGCCCAGCCAUAAGCCUCCCGGUGUUGAGUGUUCAAAUCCCACCCACUACACCUGGUGGAAUUUGAACCUGGACUGUCAGAAUUGUUUCCCAAAAUUGUAAUGUCUAAUACUAGGCAGCAUGGUGAGAGGGGCAAGUUUUCUUUUUAACCCAGAGAGUAAUAGAGGUUGGAACACGCUGCCAGGGGUGGUGGUGGAGUCAGAUACGAUUGGGGUGUUUAAGGGGCUUAUAGACAAGCACAUGAAUAUGCAAGGAAUGGAGGGAUACGGACUGAGGACAGGCAAAAGGGAUUAGUUUGAUUUGGCGUCAUGUUCAGCACAACAUCAUGGGCUGAAGGGCCUGAUCCUGUGCUGUAAUGGUCUAUGUUCUAUUUCUAGUGUAUGCCUUAAUUUACCAAACAUUUCACCUCCAGGCCCUGAAUAAAUAUGGCCGCCACCAUUGUCACCUGGGACCGGUGGCCAUUUUCUUCCCACUGAGGUUGGCGGUGAGCUCACGUUUCAUUCCCGCCCCAAUCUGCAGGACCCCCCCACCAACAAUGUGGGGUUUUCAAAAGUGCGGCCUAUACGUAACUCCUUCCCACCUUAACUCCCACCCAGCGCAAAACCUCACCACCCCCACCCCACCCAAACCCCUAACCUCUGGGAGGGGCAGGGAGGUGAAGGGGCACCUUUGGAGAACUGGGCACGCCUGGACAGUGUAUCUCUGGCACAAAGACAGAAAGUGCUGGAGAAACUCAGCAGGUCAGACAGCACCUGGGGAGAGAGAAAGCAGAGUUAACGUUAAGUGGUGACCCAUCUUCAGUGCUGAAGAUACUGCCAGGCCUGUUGAGAUUAGUUUUCCAGCCAUCUCUGUCGAUGUACCUUCCAGUGAACAUCUGGGUGUCUUCCAGUUCUUGGCCAGAACUUGGUGCUGAGUUGUUUGCUUGUGUUUGUGAUUGGUUUCCCUCUGGAAUUGUUCUUGUUCACAACAGGUAUGGUAAUCUCAAAACCCUGAGGAAAAUACAUGGAGGCAGAGACUUCACAUCUCAGGUUUUCAGUCAGUUCUCUCGGUACUGUGACAUUCCACAGCCAAUGAUAGAAAUUCAAAUCCCUCUGACCCCUACAGAUUCUGAUUGUGAAUACAGCUCCCUUCCAUUUAUCACAUCUGUUCUUUUUGUUAUAUUUAAUUGGAGGAACAUUUAUGCUGCCAUCGAUUCAUUAACAGUUAUCAUCGAGAGGUUACAUACAGAGUAAAGCUCUCGGUACAAUGGUCCAUCAAACAUUUUAACCAAGACUUCCGCCCAUCCACCGAGGAGUCCCUUCUCCUGCCUCCAACACACCCCAUCCACAUGGACACCCCGUGUGGCCUUCGACCCCGCCCUUGACCUCUUCAUUUCAAACUGCUGCCUCUCCUCUCCCCACAUUAUCCCAGUCCCAAGCCUCCAACCUGGCACCGCCCUCCUGACCUGUCCAUCACUCCCCCUCUGACCUAUCACCUUCUCCCUCACCUUCAUCCACCUAUUGCUUUCUCGGCUACCUUGCUCCCAACCCCUAGUCCCUCCCAUUUAUCCCUCAGCACCUGAAACAUGGAUUCUCCUGUUCCUCAGAUGCUCCCACAACAGGGACAGCAGAAGGAGUAAAGCUACCUCUGUAUUGUCCAUAUUAAACACUCCCAUAACAGGGACAGCACAGGGUCAGAUAGAGAGUAAAUAUCCCUCUAUAUUGAGCGCAUCAAACACUCCCAUAAUGGGAUCAGAUCCAGAGUAAAGCCCUCUCAACAUCUUGCACAUCAAGAACUCAGGACAGGGUCAGAUAGAGAGUAAAUAUCCCUCCACUCACUUAAACUAGAAGUAAUGCUACCUCGAUACUGUUCCUGUGAACCAUUUCCAGGACAGAUACAGCACAGCAUUAGAUAGAGAGUAACCCUCCCUCUACUCUUUUCAACUGAAAAUGAAUCUCCCUCAAUUCUAUCCCCAUCAAACACUCCUAGGACAGGGUUAGGUACAGAGUAAAGUUCCAUCUAUUCUUUUAAACUGAAAGUAAAGCUUUUUCUGCACUGUUCAUCAAACACUACCAGGAUAGAUACAGCAUGGGGUUAGAUACAGAGUAAAGCUGCCUCUACACUGCCCCUAUCAAACUCUCCCAGGACCGGUACAGCAUGGGGUUAGACUGCGAUGUCACUACGGGUAAGUUAUGAGCUGUAGACAGGUUAAUCAUUACCAUCCUCCCACCUAUUAACCAGCUUCAUUCCCUCAGAGUGAUUGAAUUCGGAGACAGGGCACCCAAUCUGAUUGGACAGUGUAGAUGUACACAUUUGGAUGAUUUGGUUUGUGACAUCAUUUUAAGAUAUUAAAACGUGCGAGGGGAACAAAUGAUGAAAGUAUUUAACAUAUCUUUCCCUUAAACUUUAUCAAAUAUUAAUUUCCUGUAUUAAACAUCAAGCAUGUUAUAUUAGGGACUGGUGUAACCACUGGAGUGCUUUAAGAAAUGGCGAUUUGAGGCAGUGUGUGCAGGACAAAGCAAGUGAAUUUCACUGAGAUUCCAGUGACAUAAAAGAAUUCUUGGGGAUUAAACGUGUGUCAUAACGUACUGUGUACCUUUUUAUAAUUAAAAUAAUUGCAACCAAA